AUGGCGCCACACGACGAACCCACCAAUACCGGAGAGUGUCAAUCUAUCGAAAAGAUUCAGGUCGAAUCCGCAACGCUCCACAGUCCGGUGUCGAAUCAGAUCGCGACUGACCGCGUACACGAUGAAAACGCGUCCGAUCAUGCCCCACGCAAGGAGAACUCACCUACAAGGCUCUCCCUGGAGAAUGCCGCGCGCAACAUUGACACGCUGAAGCACAACAUCGAGAUCCACAAGCGCCGGAACCAGAAGCUCGCUAGACGCGUGGAGGAGCUGGAGGGCCACAAAGACGAGAUGGAUGCGCAGUGCGAGAGGCUGGAAAAGGAGCGGGCGGCAUUGGAGAAGGAGAGGGAUGAAUGUAUGGCGAGCCUGGACACUCGGGGCGUCAUGCAGAAGGAGAUCGACACGCUGCGCUCUGAACUUGAAGCGACCGAGAACGCGAGGAAAGGAGCUGCAGAGGACAGAGCGCGCAUGGAGGGCGAGCUUGCGCAAUCCAACACUGCUCGGGCGGCGCUCAGUGUGCGCACUUCCGCUGCGGAGGCUCGCGCUGUUGCAGCCGAAGCGCGCGCAGGAGACGCAGAAGGACGUGCCAAGCAUGCUCUUGUGCGCACCGCCGAGGCUGAGGGAUGCGUGUUGGCCGCUCGCACUCGAGCGUCAGAGGCACAAGCUUGCACCUCCGCUGCUGAAGCGCGCGCGUCUGCCUGCGAAGACCGUAUCGUUCUCGCUGAGAAGCGCACCACCGUCGCGGAGACUCGAGCAGCUGCUAUUGCCGACGAAUUACGCAUUGCGACGGACGCUCUCGAGGCCGCGGAAAGGCAGGCAUCGCUGCAGGCGUCACGCGCAAUCACGGAAAAGCAAGAGCUUCUCCAAUCUCUGCAGGUUCAGUCCACCAAACUCUCUCGCAUCGAAGACGAACUUGCCAAGGCCACGGAUGAGCUGGCUCGAGCACAUAUGGAGAUAGGAAAGGUGAAGGACACCCUAGCUGGAAAGGAGGUGGAGAGGCUUGAGAUGCAAGCCGACUUCGCGGACCUGCGGGACCGGUUCAGCAAAUUCUCGUGCAGGCUAGGGUUCUCUAGUUCGGCACCCUCGGACAAUUCUUUGCCUUCUCAGCCUUCCCAAUUAGCUCCGAUUGAAGCGUCCACCGCCUCUGUCCACACGGAUAAUCAGCAACUGACAUCCGACGGUGCAUCUGCUCUCAGCCGACAGGAGACUCAGUCUGGCAGCAGUGGCGAAAAGGAGAAGCCCUUUCCAGCAAAGCAAGCCAGGAAACGCCCUCGCAGUCCUUCCACGGCAGCCUCGGGGAGCGAAGGUACUGCUUUAUCGACAGUUGAACGCCCUCGAAUACAGCGAAAGCGCGUCACUUCUGCCAGUGCUACCUCUAGCUCAUCCCCCUGUGGCGUGGGAGAUGCUGAAGCCGAGGGUGCGUGGGGCGUCAACCACGUCAAGGAAUGA
Molecule: messenger RNA, 1449 nt
Organism: Schizophyllum commune H4-8
Lineage: Eukaryota; Fungi; Basidiomycota; Agaricomycetes; Agaricales; Schizophyllaceae
Exons: 3
Coding region: 1-1449 (482 amino acids)
Source: RefSeq, a predicted model, not a curated record